This is a messenger RNA of Pararge aegeria (speckled wood butterfly), 1205 nucleotides long. RefSeq lists its product as uncharacterized. The coding region runs from base 219 to 839 and encodes 206 amino acids. NCBI's taxonomy places the organism in Eukaryota, Metazoa, Arthropoda, Insecta, Lepidoptera, Nymphalidae. The record is from RefSeq and is a predicted model, not a curated record. The transcript has 3 exons.
UAAUGGUGCUCCCACAUUGCCGUUAUAAAAUGUUUGUAAACAUUUUAUAACACCAAAACAUUUACUAACAAAUGUUAACAAUUGUUGCACUUUGUUAGAAACUGUUACAUGUUAUAAGUGCUCCUACAUUGAUGGAAAAUGUUUAAACAUUUUAUAACAUCUAGUAUUGGCUCGCAGUUUGGUUUCGCCUUCUGAGGGCUGAGGACGUCUACACGAAAAUGGAAGAAGAUUUGCUCAUUGGAAUAGCUUUUAUUUUUUGUUUAAAAAAGAAGAAAAAGCGCUCUUAUUGGAUGCGCCAAACGCUAAAAGCUAGAGGAAAAUAUAGUGCCACAGACUAUCUCAAGGAUUUAGGUAUUGAUGGUUGCUUAAAAGAUUUUAUAAGAAUGAACAGUUCCGAAUUUGAAUAUCUACAAAAUUUAAUUGGGGCAAAAAUAGGCAAACGAGACACUACAUUUAGAAAAUCUGUAAGUGUGACGGAAAGACUUGCGGUAACGUUAAGAUUUUUGGCAACUGGUAGCAGUUAUAAAAGUCUUGGAAAUGUGUUCAAGUUGUCAGACCAAGUGAUAUCUAUUAUCGUACCAGAAGUGUGCGAGGCUCUCAAUGAGGUUUUAAAGGAAUACAUACAGAUACCAACAACACCUCAAGAGUGGCUACACGUGGCAAAUUCAUUUGAAGAAAAAUGGAAUUUCCCAAAUUGCUUAGGAAGUAUCGAUGGAAAGCACGUAGCCAUACAAAAGCCAAUUGAUAGCGGCAGUGAAUAUUACAACUAUAAAGGAUUUUACAGCGUUGUACUUUUAGCGAUAGUGGACGCAGAAUACAACUUUCUGACCACAGGAUAGCAAUUCUAAGGAAAGAAUCUUCAGUUAUAGACUGAGUCGUGCGAGGAGAACAGUAGAGAACGCAUUUGGGAUUUUGUCAGCCAGAUUUAGAGUUUUACGAACUACAAUAUUAUUAGAUCCAGAAAAAACUACUACUUUAAUUAUGACAUGCGUGCUACUGCAUAAUUUUAUAAGAAAAACUGAAUCGAGCAUGAUUUACGCUCCAUCUCAAUACUAUGAUGGAGAUGACAUAGUAACUGGUACACGUAUCGAUGGACAAUGGAGAUUAGAACAGCAGCAAUUAACACCACUUGAAGCAUGUGAAUCCCUGACAGAUGAUGGGAAAGAAAUAAGAAAAGAAUUCGCAGAAUAUUUUUCAAAUGAAGG